UUUCAGCUCGCAGACAUGCCAACUCCUGCUGUUACAACUCCUGAGUGGGACGUACUUCUUCAAGUGUUGCCGCCCUUUCUUCAUGAGUUAUGGCGUUAGACGACGACGGGUCCAUCAUUUGGCGUUAGACUACUCGCAGCGCGCGCACAAGGGCGCGCUUAUGCUGACGGAAGGUACCUGCAUCUCGGCCGAGGCGCACGGGUACCCCGACACGCCCGGGAUCUACACGAACGCGCAGAUCGCGGCGUGGAAGCCGGUGAUCAAGGCGGUGCACGCCAAGGGCGCGCUGCUCUACUGCCAGCUGUGGCACGUUGGACGCGCGUCGCACCAAGAGUACCAACCCGAUGGCGCCGCGCCAAUGGCUCCGUCCGCCAUUCCGAUUGUUAGCGAGGUCAAAGUGUACAUCAGCACCGGCCCCGCGGACUAUCCCACGCCUCGGGCCAUGACCGGCGAAGAUAUCAAGAGGGUGACGGAGGAGUUCCGCGUGGCAGCUCGCAACGCAAUUGACGCCGGAUUUGACGGCGUGGAGGUGCAUGGAGCCAACGGGUAUCUGCUGGAGCAAUUCAUUAAGGACGGCAUCAACAAGCGCGAGGACGAAUUUGGCGGCUCUUUGGAGAACAGGCUGCGCUUCCCCCUGCAGGUCAUCAAGGCGGUGGCGGACGAGGUGGGGGCCAGCAAGGUGGGAGUGCGCCUGUCACCAUACAGCACCUUCCUGGAUGCUUUCGACUCGGACCCCGUGAGCACGUACCUGCGCCUGGUGGAGCACGUGGACGGCAUGGGGCUGGCGUACCUGCACUUCGUGGAGGCCCGCGUGGGGACUGGAGUAGACAUGGAGGAUACCAAAGAGACUCUGGAGCCCUUCCGCAAGGCAUUCAAGGGGCCCUUCAUUGCUGCUGGCGGCUAUAAGCGUGAAAACGGCAUGGCAGCCAUUGAAGGUGGGUCGGCGGAUUUGAUCUCGUAUGGCCGUCUCUUCCUGGCUAAUCCCGACCUGCCAAGGCGCUUUGAGCUAAACGCACCACUCAACUCGUACGACCGGAGCACCUUCUUCUGUGCGGAGCAGGUCAAGGGGUACAUUGACUACCCUUUCCUGGAUGAGGAGCCCAAGAAGGAGUAGAAGAAGCCCAACGGGGUCCUUGAAAUGGGGAUACGGGGUGAGCCGCUCAACCUGCUCAACCGCAGAAGCAAGGAUGACCCAAGCCAAGGAUUACAUUUACUACCGUUUCUUGGAUAUGCAUUGGUAAGUAGGGGAUUGGGGAGUGGAGACAAAGAGCCCAAAAAGGGUGGGUUAUUGUCACAUUAUAGUGAAUUGCAUUAAUGUAUGCACUUGUUUAUUUAUUAAUGUGGUUUGAGC
Messenger RNA from Closterium sp. NIES-67, 1351 nucleotides. The record is from the annotation of a GenBank genome assembly. NCBI's taxonomy places the organism in Eukaryota, Viridiplantae, Streptophyta, Zygnematophyceae, Desmidiales, Closteriaceae.